Molecule: messenger RNA, 1261 nt
Organism: Nicotiana tabacum (common tobacco)
Lineage: Eukaryota; Viridiplantae; Streptophyta; Magnoliopsida; Solanales; Solanaceae
Cellular component (GO): chloroplast
Source: RefSeq, a predicted model, not a curated record
UCAAAGAGCGAGCAAAACCAAGUAAAAGUUGUAGCUACGGUCCUAACCCUCCACAAUAGUUCUCAAUGUCCGUAACAUUCUCUCCCACUCACUCACUAUUCGCUCCUCCAACUCUGCCAUUCAAAUCCUCCAACUCCACCAAUUCCUCAAUAUUUGCAAUUUUCAGCUUCAAAUGCCAAAAGCAUGUAAUCCCAGGAAAUGGGAAGUCGGGUUCCCUCCGCAAAGGAAACAGAUCCCCAGAAUUGAAAUUGAAAUCUUCUGACCAAGAAAUGGAAACCCAAGAUUCCGCUGAAACUGCUGAGAUUAGUGUUGGCCUUAGCAGCAGCAGCAGCCCUUCUACCAGUUUACUGUCUUUUCUUUGCCCCUUGCUUAAACUCUUUUCAGGAGGAGACCCCUCAAGCAAAAGAAACUAUUUAUUGGAGGAAGCAACAUCCAGACUUUCUACCUUGGCAAGACUUCCAUGGGGUUCAAGAGCACAAUAUGGUAAAUUAGGUAGUAAAGAUGGUACUAAAGUUAAUCCUCCAAUGCACCUGCAGAUCUUUGAAUUUGAGGCGUGCCCAUUUUGCAGAAGGGUUAGAGAGGCAAUGACCGAACUUGAUCUAUCUGCAGAAAUUUAUCCAUGUCCAAAGGGAUCGGUAAGACACCGAGAAAUGGUUCGAAGAUUGGGAGGCAAAGAACAGUUCCCGUUCCUUGUGGACCCAAAUACUGGAACUUCACUCUAUGAAAGUGGUGAUAUUGUUAAAUAUUUAUUUCAGCAAUAUGAUCAAGGAAGGAAUCCAUCUACUGGCCUCUUGGAAAGUACCAUCAUAACAGGAUGGAUGCCAACUCUUCUUCGAGCAGGAAGAGGAAUGACAUUAUGGGAUAGAUCCAGGAAAGAGCCACCGCCUAAAAAGCUGGAACUCUUCUCAUAUGAGAAUAAUCCUUAUGCUCGGAUAGUGCGUGAAGCACUUUGUGAACUGGAGCUUCCUUACAUACUGAAUAAUGUAGCUGAAGGAUCAGCACGUGAAGAGUUACUCAUAAAAAUAUCUGGUGGAAAGGAGGUACCUUACCUUGUUGAUCCAAAUACAGGCACACAAAUUGGCGACUACAAGAAGAUAAUAUCAUACUUGUUUCAGACCUAUUCUUUGGAUGCUCUAUAGUUGCAUGGUUGUUGUAACUGAUAAAUGGCUCUCUGACUUUUCUUAUGUAUUACCUGUACUGUAUAAAUGAUUGAUGAUUAAUUAUUCCAAUGAUUAUAAAUUUUCUUGGAACAUGAGAAAUU